AUGGCCGCCCUGACUACGGUCGUGGUGGCGGCGGCGGCCACCGCGGUAGCCGGGGCUGUGGCGGGGGCAGGCGCGGCCACCGGGAACGGCGUGGGAGCAGCGCCGGGGCCGCAACAGAAUGAUGGCUGUUUUGGUACGUCAGGUGGAAUUCAUCCUUGUCAGCUUCAAAACUGGAAACAGAAAGCUAGUCGGCCUAAGAAAGCAGAAUUCAUACGCACAGCAGAAAAAUUUAAGAAUCUAGUUAUUAACAUAGAAAAAGAUAAACACAGUCAUUUCUACAACCAAAAGGGUGACUUCAGAAUUGAGCAUAGUAUGCUGGAAGAAUUGGAAAAUAAAUUGAUUAACAGCAGGAAAACAGAAAGAGCAAAAAUCCAGCAACAAUUGGCCAAAAUACAUAACAAUGUAAAGAAACUUCAGCAUCAGUUAAAAGAUGUGAAGCCUACACCUGAUUUUGUUGAAAAGCUCAGAGAAAUGAUGGAAGAAAUCGAAAAUGCAAUUAACACUUUUAAGGAAGAGCAGAGAUUGAUCUAUGAAGAGCUUAUUAAAGAAGAGAAAACAACUAAUAAUGAGUUGAGCGCCAUAGCAAGGAGAAUGGACGCGUGGGCGUUGGCGAGUUCGGGAACAGAGCAGGCUUUCAGAGCAGGGUCAGGCAGAGUUCCUGUGGACACAGUAACUGCACCGAGCACUCUUCCAGAAGAAGUGGUAGAUUUUGAAAAGUUUCUUCAGGAAACAGGAGGGCGACAAGGGGGCUGGGAUGAUUAUGAUCACCAGAACUUUGUAAAGGUGAGAAACAAACAUAAAGGGAAGGCGACCUUUCUGGGAGAAGUUCUAGAACACCUUCCUGGAAGAACACAGCAUGAAGUUCAACAGCAUGAGAAAUGGUAUCAGAAAUUUCUUGCCCUGGAAGAAAGGAAAAAAGAGUCUAUUCAGAAUUGGAAAACUAAAAAGCAACAAAAAAAGGAGGAAAUUUUCAAGUUAAAGGAAAAGGCAGAGAACAUAGCUAUGCUUUUUCAUAAUAAACAAGAAGAUAAUCAAAAGCAAAAAGAGGAACGAAGAAAGAAGCAGAAAUUGGCAGUGGAAGCUUGGAAAAAACAGAAAAGUAUAGAAAUGUCAAUGAAAUAUGCUUCCCAGUUGAAAGAAGAGAAAGAGAAAGAGAAAAGGCAGCAGAAAGAGCGCCAACGCCAGUUUAAACUAAAAUUACUACUAGAAAACUACACCCAGCAGAAGAAAGAACAGGAAGAAUUUUUAAGACUUGAAAAGGAGAUAAGGGAAAAGACAGAAAGGGCAGAAAAAAGGAAAACUGCUGCUGAUGAAAUUUCCAGAUUUCAAGAAAGAGAUUUACGUAAACUGGAAUUGAAAAUUCUUGAUAGACAGUCAAAGGAAGAUGAAAAGGCAGAUAAACAAAGAAGACUGGCAAAAUUAAAAGAAAAGGUUGAAAACAAUGUUAGCAGAGAUUCCUCUAGGCUUUACAAACCUACCAAAGGUUGGGAAGAACGCACCAAAAAGAUAGGACCAACAGGCUCUGGGCCGCUUCUACGUAUCCCACAUAGGGCUAUUCCAACCUGGAGACAAGGAGUUUAGAAAAGAAUACGAGAUAAUGAAAUUGGUAUUCAGUUGAAAAGAAUGUAUGUUAGCAUAUUCAGCUGCAGCAGGACAGAGGGACUAACCAUGUGUGUUAAAUAUCACUAGCCUAGACAGACUGAUUUAUUGUGUGGUAUGUGAAUUGAUAGGUAUUAAGUUCCAAGUGGUAUUGUUAUUAGUAUUUCCUGUUUAUACUAAGAGGGUAUUUAAUGUGUAUGUUGGCCUUUUAUUGAUAUGAAAGUCUUUUGAAUAAGUUUAUGUUACAAACAGUAUUUCAUUUAAAUACUCAGAACAUUUCAAAGAUAUUUUGUUUUUGCCAUGGCACAGCAAAAUAAAUUAGGACAAUCACCGAGUGACAUUU
Molecule: messenger RNA, 1942 nt
Organism: Molossus molossus (Pallas's mastiff bat)
Lineage: Eukaryota; Metazoa; Chordata; Mammalia; Chiroptera; Molossidae
Gene: CCDC112
Product: coiled-coil domain containing 112
Exons: 10
Coding region: 1-1581 (526 amino acids)
Source: RefSeq, a predicted model, not a curated record